CGCCGCCCUCCUCCAACACCGGAAUCAAGAAUAGGUAUCUUCCUAGGAAAGACGUUAGAGUUGCGGGGGAUCUUGGGAACUGGAGCAUAUGGCGUAGUGUAUUCCGCGCUCGACCAUUCCACCGGCAUCUGGUACGCCGUCAAGGCCCUGAGCAAAACAAACGCAAAUGGAGAGCCUUUGGAUCAGAGACAGCAGGAGUUCCAGUCAAGGGAGAUCAGGCUCCACUAUGCCGCUUCUGCCCAUCCUAACAUAGUGUCAAUGCUGAAGAUUGUCGACGGCGAGGAUUGUACCUAUGUUGUUUUGGAAUACUGCCCGGAAGGAGAUCUUUUUUCAAAUAUCACCGAAAAGAGGAGAUACGUGAGUAAUGAUGCUCUUGCGCAAAGGGCCUUUCUCCAGAUCUUGGAUGCCGUGGAACACUGCCACCGUUUGGGGAUCUACCAUAGGGACCUGAAACCCGAAAACAUUUUGGUUUCCAACUCAGGCGCGGAUGUGCUCCUAGCAGAUUUCGGCCUUGCUACCACGGAUUACCAGUCAGAGGACCAUGGCUGUGGGUCGACCUUCUAUAUGAGUCCAGAGUGUCUGGAUCAAUCAUCAAGGAAGCCCGCAUACCGCUGUGCCCCCAACGACAUCUGGUCCCUAGGUGUUAUUCUUGUCAACCUGACAUGUGGCCGUAACCCAUGGAAACAAGCCUCCCUUGAGGACUCCACAUACCGGGCUUUCGUUAGGAACCCCAAUUUCUUGAAGACCAUCCUGCCAUUAUCGGACGAGCUAAACGACAUCCUCCGCAGGAUCUUUGAGAGCAAUCCCGAGGACCGAAUCACCAUUUCUGAGCUUAAGCGCCGCAUCCAAAUGUGCUCCAGAUUUUCU
Molecule: messenger RNA, 867 nt
Organism: Amorphotheca resinae ATCC 22711
Lineage: Eukaryota; Fungi; Ascomycota; Leotiomycetes; Helotiales; Amorphothecaceae
Exons: 2
Biological process (GO): peptidyl-serine phosphorylation; autophagy
Cellular component (GO): cytoplasm
Molecular function (GO): ATP binding; protein serine/threonine kinase activity
Source: RefSeq, a predicted model, not a curated record